UUCAUUUCAGCAUCCAGAGACUGAGACCCGUGAACCGGUUCUGCAAUCAGACUGCGCAGGUUGUGAUAUCCUGGAGCCAUGGAUCGUGGCUUGGGAGCGGCCCGCGUUAUUAGCAGCUUGCGUUGGAAGUUGACAGAGGUCUUUGCGGAGGACACAGUUGGCUUGUUCGAUGAGGUCAGCUCCCUGCUCCAAAUAACCCAUGAAGAAUAUUUAAAUGGCAGCACAACCCAGAGCCGAGUUAAGAGGACCGAAUGGUUAUUAACCAUCAUAUUAGAGAAAGGUGACGAAGCCUGUGAAAAAUUCCUCAGCCACGUGAAAAACAUGAUUCCACGGUUUCCAGCAUUAUCCGGGCUUUCAGGAUACUUCCCGGAAAAUAAAGUGAAAAUAUUCGAUGAGCUUCUGGAUCAGCUGGGGAUGAAGGCUCGGUUGCGUUCGAAGCUCGAACUGAAGGAUGUCUUACAGAUUGAACGAGUGAAUGUAAAAGACUUUCACCCCCGGGAUUUACGGGAUAUUCCCUGGCAUUUCCUAAAGAAACUCAUGGCUCUUAACAGGACCGCCAGGAACACCGACUGUGCAAAAAGUCAACUCUGUACAGGGCAAAAUCUAGAUAACAUAGAAAAUAAUGACCUCUUUCAGUUUUUUAAUAUUGGCGUUGAAAAUGUUAAAUCCUAUUCUGUCCACCCCCUCGACGUCCUGUGCGUUCUCCUCCAUUGUUCAGAUGGUUUCCUACAGCAAGAAAUAGUAUCGAAAAUGUCCAUGUGCCAGUUUGCUGUCCCUCUGCUGCUCCCUGCUGGCGAUGGCGUGAACUGCACCUUCAUGCUUUGGGCGAUGAGAGAUCUGGUGAAGAGGUGGAGACCUCAUUCAUUAGCAGACGCAAAAGGCUUUUUGGAGGAAAGUGUGGUUGAUAUUCCCAUGCCAACCUUCUCUUUUGUGAGAAUGGGAAAAAAUAAAUUAUCCAAAUCUAAAAUCCUGAAUCAGGUUCUUAACCCAGCCCAGCAGUAUCAUGACUUUUUCAUUCAUGAGGACCUGCAAGGAGGGAACGCUGAAAGAAAAAUAUCCGAUGGACUGGUGGAAAUGUCCUGGUAUUUCCCUUCUGGUAGCAGGAGUUCUGACAUUUACCCUGAGCCGAUUGCGGUGGCCAACCUGCGAGGAGAGCUGGAGUCCAACGUCACGCAAUUCAGCUUCUUAACACAAGUGUCUUCAGCCGUUUUUAUAUUUACUGAGAAUAUUUGUGAGCGAGAAUACAGAAUGUUAUCAAACUGCAGUAACUCCGAAGCAAAGUUGUAUUUUAUUAUCACUCCAGGCCCUGGCAGAAAUGUAAAUGCAGAAACACUGCAGAACCUGAAACAAUUAAUGACCGUGCUAAAGCUGAAGAAAGAAGAUAUUAUAUUUAAGCAAAGCACAGAUAAUGAUACGGUACUGGUGCAAAAUAUUCAAUCCGUUAUUAAUUCUUCCCUAAUUCAUCACAAAACGACGACGCUCGAAAACAUGGGGGAACGGGCGGCUGGCCUCAAUAUCUACGUAGACCAAAGUUUGGAGGAGUGCCGUCAUGCGCGGGAACAUGCUUUGAAAAUAACCGGAGAGAUAAAAGAUGUGGCUCAGUAUAAGAAGGAAGCGAUGAGCCUGCAGGGAGAUCUGUGGAAGCAGUUGUCGAAAAUAGAAAAAGAAAUGUGCAGAAUGAAAGACCAAGGGACGACGGACGCACAAAUGUAUCGUAGUGAGCUGCUGCGCCAACGCAUUUCGAUUCAUGAGAAGCAACACCGACAUAGCAUUCACAAUAGUAUAAUGAUGUUUAUCGAUGGCAUUUUUCAUUUGUCUGGGAAAGAAAAACAUUAUUUUUUAAAAUGGAUGAAAUUUGAACUCGAUUGCGUUGCUAGAAAAAAACUGUCAUCCUUACAGGCUGAAUACAAGGAAAAAAUUAACAAUCCAAAAAAUAAUCAGGAAGAAAUAAAGCAGCUGGAUCACAGAAUCUCCGCCAGCUCGUUGGGAAUCGAACAUUUCUUGCGUGAGCUGGGACAGCUGUACGAGGCAGAAUAUUCCAUGUACAAAGAAGAAAAAAAUCAUAUACAUGAGAGACAAUUUGUCCACCUCCCGGGAAUUGCAGCAGAUCUUCUGCUGGAUGGCUUCCCUUUGGAGCUGAUUGAUGGAGAUGCUUCCAACAUCCCUCUGCAGUGGAUUACUGACGUUCUGACUGAGCUAGACAGCAAGACAGGAGGACGAUGUCGACUGAGAGUGAUCACAGUGCUGGGAGUUCAGAGCACAGGGAAGUCCACCCUCCUGAACACUAUGUUUGGUUUACAGUUCCCGGUGGCUAGUGGGCGAUGCACACGUGGGGCAUUCAUGACACUAAUUAAGGUUGAGGAGAACCUCCAGGAGGAGCUGGGGUGUGACUUUAUCUUGGUGAUAGAUACCGAAGGUUUGAAAGCCCCAGAAUUGUCUUCUCUAGAAGGCAGUUAUGAACAUGACAAUGAGCUGGCGACACUAGUGGUCGGGUUGAGCGAUAUCACCAUAGUCAACAUGGCCAUGGAGAACACGACAGAAAUGAAAGAUAUUUUGCAGAUUGUUGUCCAUGCUUUUCUGAGGAUGAAAGAAGUUGGUAAGAAACCCAACUGCCAGUUUGUCCACCAGAAUGUGAGUGAUGUAUCCGCUCAUGAAAAAAACAUGAGGGACAGAAGAAAACUCCUAGAGCAUUUGGAUGGAAUGACCAAAGCAGCUGCAAAAAUGGAAAAUAAAUUUGGAAUCACAAAAUUUAGUGAUAUGAUGGACUACGAUGUUGAAAAAGACAACUGGUACAUUCCUGGCUUGUGGCACGGAGUCCCACCAAUGGCUCCGGUAAACUUUGGUUACAGUGAAAAUGUUUCGGAGCUGAAGAAAUAUUUAACUGAAUUUAUGAAAAGGUGUAAAGCUGAAAGCACACCGCCCAACAUUAAGGAUUUCAUUGAAUGGAUUAAAAGUUUAUGGAAUGCGGUGAAAUAUGAGAAAUUUAUAUUCAGUUUCAGAAACAGUCUGGUAGCCGAAGCUUAUAACAAACUCUCCACUCAGUUCUCUCAGUGGGAAUGGAACUUCACCAAAACCGUGCUCGGCUGGCUGAGCGAAACAGAAACGGCCGUUAGGAAUCAGACUUCAGUUCAGUUAAAUGAAGAAAUGUGUCAAAGUUAUAAGGAUGAUCUACGAAGGGUGCUCUGCGAAGGAGAAGCGCAAAUGCUGGAGCAUGUGCAGAAAUAUUUUGAGAAUAAGACUGAGAAUGUGCAGCUGAUAGAAAGAUACAAGGAAGAUUUUUUAAAGAGUGUAAAGUUUCUCAGAAAGGAACUGGAAAGAAAUGCGCUCAACAAAUGCGAUGAAGCUUUCCAAAUCCAGAACAGUAAGGUCAAGAUUGAGAAUAUCAAGGAUGAAUAUCAGAAGUCGAUCGAAACGAAGGUGAGUGAACUUUUAGAGAGAUGCAGAAAAAUGGAGUGCCAGCUCAGUAAGGAAACCUUGGAAAAAGAAUUUGAUGCCAUGUGGAAAAAAACAGUCUCAGAGUUCCAAGUUGGGUCCCUAAAAAAGCGAGAUAUCAGUAAAUCUAUUUUACAGCAACUGUCAAACAACAUGAGCAACAAAGGAUCAGAAAUAAAUAAAGAGAUAUCGAAAGUGAACAGUUUACAGGAAUUUAAACAAAACACGCUUAAAGUCAACGACUCUCAUAUUGAACGUUCUUGGUAUGCACCGGUGGUAGAUAAGCUGUUCAGGAAAGAAGACUACAAACUUAGUAUAACUCAGCUGUCUAACACACUAAUAGACAUGUGCAAACAAAACGUCGGAGAGAAAAUGAAUACAAGAUCUGACUAUGAUGAUUCUUACAGCCAGGGACUGCUGCACUUGAUCGAUGAGAAACUUCAAGACACGGAUACUAAAAAGAUUCCUUUUACAACUAAAUUUGAGCUGGACAUUAAAAUGUUAAAUCUUGCCCGAGCUGCACCAUUAUUUCAGGAGAUGCAUGAUCGAUUCAUCCAAGAGAAUGAUCCAAAGCUGUCUCUGGAAAGGUUAAAGCCUCAAUAUUUAUCAACUUUUCAGGCAGUUUACCAAAAAAAAGACAUGAGCCAGCAGAAAGCUCAAUCGUUUUGCGACAGCAUCCUGGCGCCAGCUUUAACUGAAUAUAUUUACAAAUGUCUCGGAGAAAAAAUGGUCACCGAUGUGGUAGACGGCUCCGAUACCAUGUUCAAUAGCCGAUCAUUUUUCCAAUAUUCUGUGCUGGAGAGCCUGUUAGAAAAAGAAGACUUCAGGGAAUAUGUAAGAUACAUUUCAUCAUAUCGGGGGUUUUUGAAAGACUGGAUCCGCCAAUACGUCUGUGAAAAAUACAAAAAAUCUUUGAGUCUAGAAACUCUACAAAAAAAUAUUUUAUCUUCGGUAGUUAAAAAAAUACAAGCUUUCCUAGCAAACGAGAAAUGCCUCGAGAAUAACAGCGUUUCAGAGCUUUUGAAAAACCUCUGCGAGGAACUAAAAAGCGAGCUGGUAAUUUCUCAAAGUGAAAUAAAUGCCAUCACGUUCGAGAACAACACAGAGGUUGCCCAGUUUGCGGGUGACGUUAGGAUUUUUGUAGAGGAAACCGAAAAACGAAUCCUGAAAGAAGCGAAGUCGUGGAGCGUUGAAUUUGCACUCUUCAAGGUCACCUUGAACCCUGUGGAUGUAUUGCUGGAGAAGGUGAUCGGAUGCGGGAAGCAGUGUCCAUUCUGUAAGGUGCCCUGUGAGGCCGGAGGAAAAGACCAUACGGAGCACAAGGCAUCUUUCCACCGACCUGAAGGAUUAGGAAGAUACAGAUGGGACUCAAAUGAAACUUUAGUGAUAGACAUAUGUUCUACCUCCGUGGUGUCAAAUAAUUGCUUUAAAAAUAAAGACACAAACUGCGAGUGGCACGAUUAUAAAGAUUACAAAAAAAUUUACCCCGACUGGGCCAUCCAACCUGACGACUCCAUGCAGGCCUCCGAUUACUGGAAAUACAUCUUUAACAAGUUUAAUGAGCAGUUUGCAGCUGAAUAUAAGGCCAAGCCGGCUGCACUGCCCUGGGAAUGGAAAAAACUAAGCAAGAACGAUGCCCUCCGGAGCCUGAAAGGAGUAUUUAAUAGAACAUAAUCAUUAGUCUGUUAAUUGUCGUCACAAUAUCGGGCUUAUAUAUAGAUAAGAAAACGCAGAUCCUAAACCCGGCUCCGUCCACGUUGCUAGGAUGUUGCGAUUAAAAUAUUUUGUUUAAUUAAGACUUUCCGUUUGCUGUUCAGUAGUUUGUAGGUUGCUUAGCGGACGCUGACAUUGUUCCCUGUUUAGUUUUCGCUUGUACUUUCAUUGCCAUUUUUGUUCUGUACGUGGAUUUACUUGCUCACGUAACCAUUUGUGUGGACUCCUUGACUUUAUGCUUCAUUUUGUUCUUGUGAAAAGAUUUAAUAAAGUUUCUCUUCAUUCAAUACUGA
Spea bombifrons (plains spadefoot toad) is the source of this 5438-nucleotide messenger RNA. It is a transcript of the gene URGCP, whose product is annotated as upregulator of cell proliferation. Bases 79 to 5106 code for a protein of 1675 amino acids. The transcript has 3 exons. Gene Ontology annotation, molecular function: GTP binding. Lineage: Eukaryota; Metazoa; Chordata; Amphibia; Anura; Pelobatidae. The record is from RefSeq and is a predicted model, not a curated record.